CAUCGUUAUCUUUAAUAUCAACAUCAUCAUCGACAUCAACAUCAUCAACGUCUGGUGCCCUUUUUCACCAUCAUCAUCAUCAUCAUAAUCAUCAUUAUUCACAUUAUCAAGGCUCCUCUUCAUCCAGUCAAUUGCUCAAGUCAAGGGCCAAGAUGAUGACAAGAGCUAUAGUUCCAAUAUCAUCAGUGACCUUAUUAUUAUUAUUAUCAUUAUUAUCUUCUAUAAAAAAUUUACUUUUAAAUCAUCAUCAUAAUAAUAAUCAUCGUUAUCGUUAUACAUCAUUAUUAUUACAAAUUAUUAUUAUAUUUAAUUUAUUUAUAAAUUUUGGUGCUCAAGCAAACAAUAAUAAUAAUAAUAAUGAUAAAGAAAUUAGUGAACAUGAGCCUGAAAAUAAAUCGGACGCCUAUAGUGAUGCCGGUAGUAAUAUAACAAAAAUUUUGGAUGCCUUUUUCGAUAGUGGCUAUGAUAAACGUGUACGACCAGAAUAUGGAGGUCCACCCGUACAAGUUGGUGUAUCGAUGCAUAUUAUUGGUAUUAGUUCAGUUUCUGAAGUACAAAUGGAUUUUACAUCAGAUUUUUAUUUUCGUCAAUUAUGGAAAGAUAAUCGUUUAGCAUUUACGCCUGUUGGCGAAAUCGAUAAAUUGGUUGUUGGUGCUGAAGUUGCACAAAAAAUUUGGGUACCGGAUACAUUUUUUGCCAAUGAAAAAGUUGCAUCAUUUCAUAGUGCAACAACGCCUAAUACAUUUUUACGUAUAUCGUCCAGUGGUGAAGUUUAUAGAAGUAUACGAUUAACUGUGACUGCUAGCUGUCCAAUGAAUUUACAAUAUUUUCCAAUGGAUAGUCAACUAUGUACAAUUGAAAUUGAAAGCUAUGGAUAUUCAAUGGCCGAUAUUGUUUAUAUUUGGUCAAAAGGAAAAGAAUCGAUUGGCAUGUCGAAAGGAUUAGAAUUGCCUCAAUUUAAAGUAGUUGGCUAUAGACAAUCAAUGAAAAUUGAAACAUUAAGCACAGGAAACUAUUCACGUUUAGUUUGUGAAAUUCAAUUUGAACGAUCAAUGGGAUACUACCUCAUCCAAAUUUAUAUCCCUGCAUCAUUGAUUGUUAUUAUAUCUUGGGUUUCAUUUUGGUUACAUCGUAAUGCAACACCAGCACGUGUAGCAUUAGGUGUUACCACUGUGCUUACAAUGACAACUUUGAUGUCAUCGACAAAUGCAGCACUGCCUAAAAUAUCCUAUAUUAAGUCGAUCGAUGUCUUCCUUGGUACUUGUUUCGUAAUGGUUUUUGCCUCAUUAUUGGAAUAUGCUACCGUUGGUUACCUUGGUAAACGUAUUGCAAUGCGUAAAACACGUUCACAACAAUUGGCUAAACUUGCUCAAGAACAUCGUAAUAGAUGUGCUGCUGCAGCAGCAGCUGCUGCGGCAGCUGCUACCUGUACUAAUACACGUAGCGGUAGUAUUAAUCUAAAUAUGUCUGGUCCUGGUGCCAGUGUUAUGUCGAAUCAAGGAAAUUUAUCCAGCCAAAAUCAAUUAGAUGAUGAUGGUAAUGAAUUAAACGAACUCAACAUACCACCACCAAUGCCUAUAUCAACUGGACAUGGAUUAUUAUGUCAAUCUGAUCCAAAUUCAACAUUACAUCGAUCAGUAAAGCCAAUACCGAUACAUCAAACAAUAGAUAGAUUAGAUCGUUAUGCAACGAUUGGAACGCCUCGUAUUGUUCAUCAUCCAUCCAUGAAUUGUCCACCCACAUGUCCACAAGCAUACGGACGUCAAGAUAUGCGUCUAAAUAGAGCGACACCAAUUUUAACUGGUGGUACCGAAUGUUCAGCAAGAAAAAGUUUUUCCGUCAAAUCAUCAUAUUCUGCUCAUAUUCCUCCUGAUAGUCCAAUCAAUGGAACGCCAAGUUUAACAAUAUCGGCACCAUGUACAGCAAUGGUACAACCACCACAACCAACAUUAUCGCAUUCAAUUCCUGCCUCAUCAACUGGAUUAUUAGGUCCACAUUGUAGCCAAACAAGCUCAUCAUCGCCAACAAUUAACUUACAUAAACGACAUCAACAUACAAAUGAAUCAACAAUAGGUCCAGAUGGUGAUAAUAUAAGUAUGAGUGGUCAACAACAACAACAACAACAACAACAACAAUCAAGUGGAUUUUUUGGACCAAAAAAUCCAAAUAAAUUAUUUGGUGUUAGUCCAAGUGAUAUUGAUAAAUAUUCACGUGUAGUGUUUCCUGUUUGUUUUGUUUGUUUUAAUUUAAUGUAUUGGGUUAUUUAUUUACACAUUUCAAGCCAAAUGAUUGAAGAUUUAAUACCUGCAAAUUAAUUUAUUAUUAUUAUUAUUAUUAUUGAAUCAUUGAUGAUCAAAAAAACA
Dermatophagoides pteronyssinus (European house dust mite) is the source of this 2363-nucleotide messenger RNA. RefSeq names its product gamma-aminobutyric acid receptor subunit beta-like. The record is from RefSeq and is a predicted model, not a curated record. Gene Ontology annotation, molecular function: extracellular ligand-gated monoatomic ion channel activity; GABA-A receptor activity. Gene Ontology annotation, biological process: monoatomic ion transmembrane transport. Gene Ontology annotation, cellular component: membrane. NCBI's taxonomy places the organism in Eukaryota, Metazoa, Arthropoda, Arachnida, Sarcoptiformes, Pyroglyphidae.